AUGCAGAAAGAAUCAGUAUUAGAAAUAUUAGAGAAAACAAAUAUGCAGAAAGAACUAGUAUUAGAAAUAUUAGAGAAAACAAAAUAUACAGAAAGAACCAGUAUUAGAAAUACUGGAGAAAACAAAUAUGCAGAAAGAACCAGUAUUAGAAAUAUCAGAGAAAACAAAUAUGCAGAAAGAACCAGUAUUAGAAAUAUUGGAGAAAACAAAAAUAUACAGAAAGAAUCAGUAUUAGAAAUAUUAGAGAAAACAAAUAUGCAGAAAGAACUAAUGAAAGAACCAGUAUUAGUGAGCAUAACCAGGCUUCCAGCUGGAAAGGCAGUGCAUUCAUUCAUAGUAGACUGGAUAUUGGCUUUUUCCUACAUAGAACUUCAAUGUAUGGCAAAGUCUGAGGUACUAAAGGCUAUCCCAUUCGAACCACCAAACCAGACAGAUGUAGAGGACAGCAUCAAAAAGAUCAAAGACAAUGACUCCAGCCUGAAACAUCUUAACCUUAAUAACAUAAAGGUAGGAAAAAUAAAGUUUGAUAAAUUUUAUGAUGAUAGAACUGAUGUGUUUUAA
Mercenaria mercenaria is the source of this 561-nucleotide messenger RNA. RefSeq lists its product as uncharacterized. The record is from RefSeq and is a predicted model, not a curated record. The transcript is spliced from 4 exons. NCBI's taxonomy places the organism in Eukaryota, Metazoa, Mollusca, Bivalvia, Venerida, Veneridae. The coding region runs from base 1 to 561 and encodes 186 amino acids.